AUGAAGAAGAAUGAGAGAAAUGGAUUGGAUCCCAAAAAUCAAUCCUGUUUCAGACACAACCAUCUCUUUCGCUUUCGGGAUCUCUUAACAUCCUCGAUGGAUUGGCAAGGACAGAAACAAGCGGAGCUAUGGAUGCAGAUACUGCUUUUAGUUUUCGCGGUGGUGGCUUUCGCUACUGGUUAUAUUAUGGGAUCAUUUCGACUGAUGAUGCUAAUUUACGCCAGUGGAGUGAUUUUCACCACGUUGGUUACUGUCCCUAAUUGGCCUUUCUUCAAUCGCCAUCCUCUCAAGUGGUUGGACCCAAGCGAAGCUGAGAAGCACCCUAAACCACAGAAGGUUGUGGUUUCUAAGGACAAAAAGAAAUCGUCCAAGAAGAAGGAAGCACCCUCUUGGAACAUCAAGGGUCAAUUAUUCAAGGAGUCCAUCCCUACUCUAGGAUUUCAUCUUUAUGUUCAAGAUCUUACUCUUUCAGGGAGUCCAUCUCUUCUUAGGGACUUUGUCUCUACAUCUAAGACCCUUCUUCUCUUAAAGAGUCUAUCCCUACAUCCGAGACAACAACAACGAAGGAAAAGUAAGCAACUAUGUUGGAUGGACAUGGUUUACGAUUUAAGACCGAGUGAUCUCCUCGCUAGUCCCUUCGGGAAGAAGGAUUCAUGUUACGGUGGAGCAUGUGCGGCGGUCGAGGUGUUAAGAGGAGUUUCGAUAAAGGAAGAAAAAAGGAUGAGGUCGAAGGUGGAGGCGAAAGCUCGUGGUCAAAAAAUUAGUACUAAGAGACAACUCGAAGGACCAAAGCUCGGCCGUCAACUUCUGCCCGACGCUCCACAAUUUUUGACUCAAACAAACUCAAUCCAUGAACCAUCAGCACCACCACCAGUGGGUCCACCAGUGAUGAAAGAUGAUGUGGAUUUAUGCAAAGAGGCUAACAAAAUACUCUACAUAAGACAACUGAGAGAAACUACUACAAAAGAAGAAGUUUUGGUAUGGAAUCAAACUGGACAGAACACAGGAAACCCUUAG
Dovyalis caffra is the source of this 1017-nucleotide messenger RNA. NCBI's taxonomy places the organism in Eukaryota, Viridiplantae, Streptophyta, Magnoliopsida, Malpighiales, Salicaceae. The record is from the annotation of a GenBank genome assembly.